AAGCAUUGGAAGGUGAACAGUCCAGGAAAAGAAGGCAGACCGUUUCUUCAUCUUCCAGGGCUUGUUCAAGCUUUAUCAGAUCAUGUUCUGCUUUUUCCUACGAUAGAUAUUUCCCAUCGUCUGAUUGAGCUCUAACAUAUUAUUAUCCUUUGAAAAAUGUCCUCAAUGAUUGGAAUUAUUUUUAAUAAAAACAAAAUAUGCAAUGUAAAAACGUUGUUAGUAUACCACAUAGAUUCUCCAAUGACACUUUAAGCUUGUUGGCCUUUGCUUCUGCUUCAUUCAUUCUGACUUGUAGCUUUUCCAGCAACAUCUUCUUCUCUUGUACCUCCUCUUUGGAUUUUCUAGAAAAUACUCCAACGACUAUGUGUGUGUGUCCACACAAUAAUCAAUGGAAUUAUGACUACUGCUGAACGAACUGAGAUUUCUUGAUGAAGCUCGUCAACAUUCGAUGCAGCAGAUGCAUUUGCUUCAGCACCGUAUGCAUGAGCGCCAGAAGAUGCAUCGACCAGGGAAAAAUUGAUAAAGACAUAAAUAAUAUAUAUGCUGUCUCCAUAACCAUAAGGACAUUGCUUGGUUUUGUGGUUCUAGCUUUGAUAUGGGCAGAUAAGUUCCCACCUUUCAUGCUUCUGACCAUCGCAAUACUGAAUGAUGGUACCAUCAUGACGAUUUCAAAGGACCUAGUAAAGCCAUCUCCAAUGCCUGACAGUUGGAAGUUGAAUGGGGGGAUUUGAGACGAACAUUGUCAUUGCCAUCUUCUCUUGGUUUGGUUACCGUCUUCAAAGGGUGGAUAACUUUCUUUUCCGUGCCGUUUCUUAGUGUGAUUGCAAAUUUUGUAUAGAGAGAACAAUGUAUUGAGAUGUGGAUAUUUAAGCCUUGAUUGGCAGGAAUUUUAUGUUUUGUAUAGAGAGAACUAUGUAGUUGACACAUUUUUUGGAUCAAAACCUUGUGUCUCAUAUUAUUUGGAGUUAA
Quercus lobata is the source of this 969-nucleotide messenger RNA. Its product is annotated as plasma membrane ATPase 2-like. Bases 429 to 731 code for a protein of 100 amino acids. Lineage: Eukaryota; Viridiplantae; Streptophyta; Magnoliopsida; Fagales; Fagaceae. The transcript has 4 exons. The record is from RefSeq and is a predicted model, not a curated record.